AUUUAUUGUUAGAUACGAAAACAGUUUUCCAUGGUGGAGGUGUUAUAUCCGAGGCAGGAAUUUGACAAAUCUGGUUCCCGAGAAACGGGAAUUAGACCCUUAAUUUACAUCAUCGUUUUGCAGUGGAGACAGUGGAUGUGUGGAAUCUGAUUCAGAUUUAGACUGAGAGAGGAUGCACACUACUCGCAGUCCCAUGUCCAUCCAGUCUGGAAUGGCUGGCGACGCACUCGAUCUGAGCUUGACCGGAUCACAGCUUCCCAUGGGGCGCAGACCCAGCAGCGCCUCACCAGGGAAACACUUCUCCCGCUCUAUAUCUGUGUCUGUGGCUAGCGAUGGACGUGGCAAACGCAACACACCGGUUGAUGGUGGGUUUGGGAGUUCCCGUGCCAUUAAGAAUCUGCGCCGAUCAAACAGCACCACGCAGGUGAACCAGCAGGCCAACCCCAGACUCGGUGACGGCCAGACAGAGGAUUUCUUGGCUCUCUUUGACAGCAGCACCGAUGGCCGCAAGAAACUAGCCAGCCUCACUAAGGCCUCUCCAGACCGCACAACGUGGAAUAUUCUGGACGACCAGCCGCGAGCGUUGGUGUUGCCCUCCAGCUCCCGCAGCACCUGCAGCAUGGAUUCUCCCACUGGGCUGAAAAAAAGGGACUCUGGCAUCUCCCUGGCUGAUAACUUCACUGCCAACAACAGGAGCAGUAAAGCAGCUGUGGGCAACUCCGUGACAACCAUGCUGCACAACAACCACUCGGACAAGCCCCUCACACCCAAGAGCUCCAAUCAGAAACCCUGCUUCAAUAACAUCAUCAAAGCCACAGUGAACGAUGAGGGGACGAUAGAGAGCAGCUCCCUGACCAAAUCUCAGAAGAACUUCUCAGCUUCAUCAGGCUCUAAUAAUAACGUUUCCAGCUCGCGAAGUCCUCGCAGCCCUCGCAGACGAGAGGUCACGGAGGAGGAGGCUGAGAGGUUCAUCCAGCAGGUCAGCCACGCAGCAGUCACGAUCCAGCGGUGGUACCGGCGCCAUGUCAGCAGGAGAAAAGCAAACGAAGCAGCCCUCAAGCAACUGCUCACUUCAAAAAGAAAGGAAAGGGAGCUUCAGCAGGGUGAAGAAAAGGCUAUGAAAUCUCAGAAAAAGAAAGAGGAGGACAGGAAACGCAUUAGAGAGGAGAAGGCCCGACUGGCUCGGCUCACAGCAAUCCAGGAGCUGCAGCAGAAAAGGGCACAGAGAGCUGAGGAGGUGCAGCGAAUAGCAGAGCAGGAAGUGGAUGGCCUGCAGAAGGCCGGGAAAGUGGGCCGUAAGAAGCCUGCUCAGAGUUUGCCCACGUCUCCAAUAGCCGCCAAGGCUAAGAACACAGAUUCCAAUGUGAAUUUGGAGAGCGAACUAGAAGAUGUUGGAAAUCUGAGGGCAGCAUCGCCCAAGGUGUCAACACGAAGAGGCUCUCAGUGUUCUCAGGAGAUUCUGCAGAGGUCUGUGAGUGUAGAAGACCAGAGACAGGGGGCACCAUCAAGCAGAGCUCAUUCCAAAACGACACUCAAUGACCUGCUGGAUUCCCUCAAACUCCUAGAGGAGGCGCCAGAGAGAUUCUCAGAGGAUAAGAGCUACAGGAAGGAGAAAUAUGCAUGGAUUGAAGAGGGUGGAGGCUCCAUCACCCUAACCACAGAUAAUGUAGAGAGGCAUGGGCAGCUGAGCCAGAGUCCUGCCCUGUCAGAAGGUGGAGCGUUACUGUCCGAAGCCAAGCUGCAGAGCAUCAUGAGCUUCCUGGAUGAGAUGGAGAAGUCCGAACAGGAGAGGCCACGUUCAGUUACAUCAGGAUCACACAGAGAGGUGUUACUGUCUGAGGAGGAGCUGGCUACAGUGGAUCAGGCUUCUGCUACUGCUGCUGAGGUUACCGGCUCGAUGAUGAGACUCAAACUAGAGCUGGAGGAAAAGAAACGCACUGUCAAUGUGCUGCAGACAGCACUGACUCAACAGAGAGAGCUGACGCUUCAUCACGUGAAGGAGACAGAGAAAGAGCUCAACCACAACUUUCAGUUACAGAAACAACAGUAUGAGGCUACAAUCCAAAGACAUCUCGCUUUUAUCGAUCAGCUGAUCGAUGACAAGAAGGCCCUGAGUGAGCGCUGUGAGGGGGUGGUGGCCGAGCUCAAACAGGUCGACCAGAAAUACACAAAAAAGAUCAACCAGAUGCAGGAGCAGCAUGAACUGGUGUGGCAAAUUCUGGGUCCCUUGUGUGAGGAGAUUAAAAAACUCAAAGAGUUGAUGAGCACCACGGAAAAGAUCCGGCGUGAGAAGUGGAUCGAUGAGAAGACCAAGAAGAUCAAGGAAAUCACUGUGAAAGGCUUGGAGCCAGAGAUCCAGAAACUGAUCGCCAAGCACAAGCAGGAGCUGAAGAAGCUGAAGGUGAUGCACGAGGCCGAGCUGCUUCAAGCAGACGAGAGAGCAGCGCAACGCUACAUUCGACAGACAGAUGAGCUCCGACAGCAGCUGGAGAAAGAGAGAGACGAACAGUGCCAGCGGGAGAGGGAACUUGCCAAGCAAAGGUUUGAGAAGCAAAUGCAGGAAGAAGAGAAUGCCUUACAGCAGCAGAGGAGACGACUCUACAAGGAAGUCGCUGAAGAGAAGGAGCGUCUUGCCCAGCAAGCUUCAAGGCAGCAGGCCGAGCUGGAGGAGUUAAAGACUCAAUUGGAAAACAACAGCUCUCUGGCUAAUCGCACUCUCAGGGAAGAGGUGGAGAAAAGCAGAGAGGAGCAGGAGAGGCGGCACCAGAUGGAAAUGAAGGCUCUGCGGGAACGGCUGGAAAUAGAGAAACAGACAUGGGAAGAAAAUUACAUGAAAAAGGAGGAAGUCUGGAUGCUUACCCGAGAGCGAGAGCUGAAAGAGGAAGUGCGCCGGGAACGGGACAAAGAGAUCGAGGUGGCUAUUCGGAGGCUAGAAGAGGAAACCAACACAGCUAGAGAAGAGAGCGAAAGAGCAGCCGACAACCGUGUAAAGCGUGUGAGGGAAAAGUACGAAGCAGAGCUUCGAGAGCUGGAACGCUCGGAGCAGGUAGCUUUGGAAAAACAUCAGGAGAUGAAAAGGAAACAGGUUGAAACGGAAGGAGAGCUUCUCCGCUUGCAGUCCCUUCUUACGCAAAAAGAGCUGGUGAUUGCUGAUCUCACGCAGAUCCGAGAUAAAAUGUCAGAAGAGAGGCGGAGCCUGGCUGAAAUCAUCAGAGAGGAGUUUGCAGAAAGGCUGGUUGUAAUGGAGGAAGAGAACAAAAGGAUGAAGGUUGAGGUGGCCGAGGUACGCGCCAGACUCCGGCUCGAGUUGGAGCGACUCAGCAGAGAGAAAGAGGAAGAGCUGGCCGAGGUCCACCAGCGGGUGAAGUCAGCUAUUUUGAAGAAGGAAGAAACUGUGAACUUUUUGAGAAAGCAGCAUGAGGCUGCACUAAAGAGAGCAGAUCAUCUGGAGGCCUUGUUGGAGCAUCAGAGAAAACAGCUGUUAGGAAAAUGAUUUUUUUGCUCUCCCUUUUCCCUGAUCAAUAGGUGGGAUUAGGCAGGAGGAUAGAGGGAGAGAGGAUUGUUCCAUCACCAUUUCUCCAUUUGGCACAACAGUGUUUUCUUUCCCUGGGUGACAGAAACUGAACUAAGAGAAGAACGCGUAAGAGCGCCAAAAGGCCUUUGUCACGCCUUGGACUAGACCACAAACUUCUCUUGAUAUAUAGGCCAAGAGAGAAAAAAAGGAGCAAGCUGGGGUGGUGCGGGGGCAAAGGAAUUAUUCUCCGUAUGAGCAGAGUGGGGGUGGGAAAGGCUCUUACUGAGUACAGGACUUUUAUACGUUCUAAACACUUUGCGCUGUUCUUUCUUUGAAGCAACUGUGUGUGGGGGGUUAGUAGAGAUAGUGGUGUGACGCAGAGGGACGAUAAAGAAAUGUGAAACUAAAAAAAUAUAAAUAUAUGUGUCAGACACACAGUUUACUACCCUGUGCUUGUUGGAAAGCUGUUCCCCUGCUGCAGGCUUUCAGUUUCUACACAGUAUUACAGAAAGAGGGAGGGAGGACCAGCUCUCACCCACCCACCUUCCCCUUUGUGUCACAAACAGAUGCCCUUUGUCUCAGGUCUCCCCGGGGCUCGCAUGGAGUAGUGGGAUCACAGCACAUUCACUGAAACACGCAGGCCUUAUGACCAGUCAAGCCCUGAAUUCGAAGUGUGUUAAAGGUCUUAUCAGACUUGUUAUAGUUAGGAGAAUGUUCUAGAAACCUGUUAAUGGUGGAGAAAAAAAAAGGAAAUAACAAAAAGUGAGUACUUAGGUAUGCUUUUGAAUCGAAUAAUGGUUGCUAAACAGUAUGUAUUAUGAGUAGAGUUUGUGACAUGAGAAAGUCCCAAAGUAGGAAUUUUGCUUUUACAGAUAGUAAUAGUGAGAAGGCUUUAGAAUGUGAAAAGGCAGGAGGAUGGACAAAGCAAAGUGCAAAGGACAUGUUUAGAGGAUUAAGAAAAGUAGAGCUAGCAUUUAAAGGGACAGGACUACACUUUGUGUUUAUUUAACACUAAAAGCUUCCCCAGGAAAUGUAUACCUCUGAGCACUGAAGAGGCCUGAGACAAAGUGCACUAAUACGUUUAAAGAAAUACUAAGGGGCUGCUCGCUUCUCUCCCUGCUCAGUCCCCCCAGAGCAAAAGCGCCUCUUCCCAUCCUCUUCUCUUAUACACUAUCGGGAUCAGUGGACAUAUUGGGAUUGGCUGCAUUUUUGAAAUGCACUCUCAUGUUGAUUCUCUGUUGAUCCUUUCAUGUUUUUAGAAGCACACCUGCUUCUUUGAACAGGAAGACAUUGGCUGUUUUUUUCAGCUUUUAUGACUUGUUUUCUACCUAGAAAACCGUUCUCCUUAGCUGCUGCUCUCGGAAGGUCAUGUAAAGCAUGACCGAAUGGAAACGCUACAUCACCAACUAAUAUUACUUGCGUCUAAUUUCAACUUUAACAUGUAAUGUAGUAAAUGUCCUUAUUAGAUAGGUUGACUGAUUCAGUGCUCCAGUACAUGGAGAAGUAGCUCAGUGUUGAUGCAUUUAAGCAACUGGUAACCAUUUAUGCCUUUCCGCUAAUGAAAAGGCCUUAUGUUUGAACAGUGUUAAUUUUGUAAAAACAGUACUGUUCACUUGUACCAUUAUUAAAUGGGAGUUUAA
This is a messenger RNA of Clarias gariepinus (North African catfish), 5154 nucleotides long. RefSeq names its product centrosomal protein 131 (gene cep131). Gene Ontology annotation, cellular component: centriolar satellite. NCBI's taxonomy places the organism in Eukaryota, Metazoa, Chordata, Actinopteri, Siluriformes, Clariidae. The record is from RefSeq and is a predicted model, not a curated record. Gene Ontology annotation, molecular function: protein binding. Gene Ontology annotation, biological process: intraciliary transport involved in cilium assembly; regulation of centrosome duplication; cilium assembly. Bases 173 to 3493 code for a protein of 1106 amino acids. The transcript has 27 exons.